UAUGAGAGGUCUUAAAUGCUUAUGUAUUCUGAUUAUCUCGAUAAAAGCUAUAGAGUGCGAUUGGAAAUUUUAUGUACAACCACUUAAUUUAUCUUCAGGACCAUGUGAUCGUUUUGUAAAAGUAGAAACUAAUAAUAUCAUUGAAUAUUAUGUUAAAGAGGAAAAAUUGUUAUCGUUUAGAACUAUUAUAAAUUCAUCUGAAGUUCGAAAUAAUACUUACUUAACAAAUGUGACGUUUAAUUACUUGAACUCGUCGAAAAGUCAAAUCUACGACUUAAGAAGCUUUGUGAAUGUAAAGGAGAAAAGCAAAGGCGUUGAGAAUUUAAUUGAUAAGGCGAAUAAUUCAUCUUUAAAGUUAGGUCUAGAGUAUGUAAUUAAUUGCGCUGAGAAUUAUUUUGGGCCUCAGUGUUCUAAUUAUUGCUUUCCGAAGGACGAUGAUUUUUACAAGUGCAAUUAUACUACCGGAGAAAAAAUAUGUCAUAAAGGUUGGAAAGGCGAAUAUUGCCAAGAAAAGAGUUACUAUUGUUCCGAUUCUAUGCCCUGCGAUAAUGGUGGAAGGUGUACAAUCAUUAAAAACCAAACUAAAUGCAUUUGCCCUAAGGAUUUUAGUGGAACUCAUUGUCAGUAUGUCCUCCUACCAACCGAAGAAGAUUACAGUGGCGAAGAAAGGUUAACAAGCCCAGAAUAUACAACCAAAAAGGUUAUUAGGCGAGACGAUAACAUUGAGGAUUCUGUAGCUAUAACUGUUAUUAGUUGCAUGAUAAUAGCUCUUGUUCUUGUCGGAGUGAUUUUUUUCUUUUUCCUAACAAGAUAUACAAAGAAACAUAAGGCGAAAUCUGAGAAAAAGCACAAAAAAAGAGGAGAGAAAGGUAGUAAAAAGGAAUCCAAAAGAAAAAGCCCAACUAAAAAAGCGGCUGAAUCAAAAAAUAGUUCAAAGCAUACUUUCAAGAAAGGCUCAUCAAAGCACUCUCAUAUAGUUAAGGAAGAUACAACUGCCCCUGUUAAGGACAUUUCUAUUGCUGUUGAUAAAACUGAAAAAAGUGCUAGAAAAAGUAUUGCUUUGGAAGAUGCAAAGAAAAUAGACAAAAAAGAUUAUAUUGUUUAA
Messenger RNA from Dimorphilus gyrociliatus, 1105 nucleotides. The record is from the annotation of a GenBank genome assembly. Lineage: Eukaryota; Metazoa; Annelida; Polychaeta; Dinophilidae.